CAUUAGUAUGAGGAUAGGGAGGCCAAAUUUGCCAUAAAUGAUGGACUUGAAAAUCCAUGAUCAAUUUUCACAAAGUGUGGAACUUUCAAGUUCGUGGAUCCCAUGGAUUUGGACUCUUAAAAUUCGUGGGACCAACAGAUUUGUUGCUUCUAAAUAUAUCAAACAAACAAUAGAGUUUCGACAAAGUCUAUGAUGGAUCCGAAUCCAUCACCAAAUCCAUCAAGCAAACAACCACUUAGUAAACUAGCUACCCAAAUUUGAUUAAACUUGACUCAAGUCAUUUAGAGUCCUACGUAGGGGUGGGCAUACGGUUCGGUAAAACCAAACCGAACAAAAAUUGAACCGAAAUCGAAUUAAUGUUAUUCGGUUCGCAAUUCGGUAGGAAAAUGACAUAUUUUGAAACUAGGAUCCUUUUGACCGAACCUAAUUUUUGAAUUCUAAACCGAAUAACCAAAUUACAAUAAUUGCAAGUUCCAAAUGGUGAAUUUUUAUGUUUGUACUUAUUAUGAGACUUAAAUAUUUGAAUCAUGUUAGUUUUAUGACUUAUGUGUUGAAAUGUUUGAUUUUAUCAUUGCUAAUGCAUAUAAUUGCAUAUUUAUUUUUUAGGGGUGAAAAAUAAUUUUGAAAGAGAUAAGAUACAAGCUAACAUCACAAGUUCGAUUUGUAUGAAAAACCGAACCAAAGCGAACUAUAAUUUGAUUUGAACCGACCGAACCAAAUUAUAAUUCGAUUAUAAGUCAGUUUGAAAUUUAAUGAAAUUCGGGAACCUGGUAUGCAUUAUUUCAGUUCGGUUCAUUCGGUUUGAACCAAACCCACCAAAUGUCCACCUCUAAUUCUACGGGCUUGCAAAUCACAGAGUGAGAAAGUAAUAUCGGAAAUGUGAAUGUGGUCGAUAAUUAAUCCACCAUAAAAAUGUAUUAAAAACCACUGUACAAUGCCACUCCAACCUAGGGAUGGCAACAAAACCCAAACCCACGGGUACCCACCCGACCCAACCCAGUCAACAGUGGCUAAUGGCGUUCGAUGUGUUCUUUCUAGUUUAGGAGUUGGGGCUCAAGUUGUAAUUCGCUUGCCAGUUAGUUGGUUGUCGGCUUGUACUGGUUCCACCAGAACUAGUUGCUUCUUUCGAAAUGCGUUGACCCUUUUUGGACACGAAGCAUGAGUUCGAUGGGCCGUCUUUUAGUGACAUAUACAAUCACACAUACCAAACAUUAUAUUUUACAAUAUAUCAAAUUUGACCUUACAUAUAUAUAUAUAAUAUUAUACAUAUAAUUAUGACAAUACAUCUAUUUAAUAAUUGCAACUUACAAACCACCCAAAAAAUGUCGUAUCGCUCCUCUUCUAUUACUCUCUAUCACUUCGCCGAAUCGCGUCAGCCAAAAUAAUUAAUUUUAAUCUUGAUUCAGGCUGUCUCCUCUCCUCCUGCGAAGAAAAAGAACGAAAUCCGUUUUCCUUUUUUUCUUUCCAUUACUUUUUCAGGAGCUGUCUUCUCCAGGUUUCUCUUCUCUCCAAGCUUCGCACCGAUCCCUAAAGGCUAAAACCCGUCACCUCUGCUUCCCUCAAACCUUCCCAGCCAGUGGCGCCAUUACUGCAAUCACACAGCUUCUGAUUCUCCUGUUCAAAAUUUCUGCUUCGGGUGGAUGAUUAAUUCUACCCCGCCCGCGUUGCUGGACGCGCCGACGCCGACUCUCGAGGUCUGAUUCUCUCUCUCUUUGAGGGGACCAAUCAUGUGGUUUUCCUUCUGGAGAUCCAGAGAUCGAUUCUCUUUGGACGAGCUCAGGUAUUUAACAGAUCAACUGCAGAAAGUGGAAACUGUAAAUGAGGCCAAUAAGGAUUUUGUUGUUGAGGCGUUGAGAUCAAUAGCCGAGUUGAUAACUUAUGGCGACCAACAUAACUCGAGUUUUUUUGAAUUUUUUAUGGAGAAGCAAGUCAUGGGGGAGUUCGUAAGAAUGCUGCAGAUUAGCAAAUCUAUGAUCAUUUCACUUCAGAUACUGCAGACAAUGAGCAUUAUGAUCCAGAACCUAAGAACAGAGCAUGCCAUAUACUAUAUGUUCAGUAAUGAAUAUAUUAACUUCUUAAUUACUUACAAGUUUGACUUCCGGAAUGAAGAGCUACUGUCUUAUUACAUGUCCUUUUUAAGAGCAAUAAGUGGAAAGCUCAAUAAGAGUACAAUUUCUCUCCUAGUCAAGACUCAGAAUGAGAACAUUGUUUCUUUUCCUCUAUAUGUUGAGGCCAUCCAGUAUGCUUUCCAUGAAGAGAGUAUGAUCCGCACUGCAGUACGAGCCUUGACACUUAACAUCUACCAUGUUGGAGAUGGUCCUGUGAAUAGAUUCGUGAGCAAAACCCCAUAUGAUGGUUACUUUUCAGAUUUAAUAUCAUUUUUCCAUAAGCAGUGCAUUGAUUUAAAUGGGCUGGUGUCUGAAAAUCCACAAAAAACAGAGCCAGACAGAACGACGGCAAUUCUUGCUGCUGUUGAUGAAAUUGAGGACAACCUAUACUACUUUAGUGAUGUUAUAUCUGCUGGCAUUCCUGAUGUUGGGAGGUUGAUAACUGACAACAUUAUGCAACUUUUGAUACUUCCUUUGCUUCUUCCGUCUUUGCGGUUAGAUGCUGUUAAUGAAUCCCCUAUUGCUCCUGUUACUUCUCUGUAUCUGCUCUGUUGCAUCUUGCGCAUUGUCAAAAUGAAAGAUUUGGCAAAUGCCAUUGCUGCUGCUCUGUUUUGUCCGUUGGAGGCUUUUCUUCCGUUUGUAGAAGCUAAAGUCAAAGUUCAUGUGACUAAUGGAAACUGUCACGAGAGCCACCACCAGUUGGAAAACAAUAAUACCACAGUUGAUGAACAAGUAGGAGUAACUGCAGAGUUGUCAAAAUUUUCACAAGUUUAUCCUGAAGAUCUUACCAAGCAAGUCAGUAGCACUAUGUCGCUGCAUGGUCUCAGGGAUGUUCUGCUAUCUUAUGUUGUAAGCGGAAACAGCCAACAGGUUCUGGGUUCAUUGAAUAUGCUUGCCACAUUAUUACAAACAAAAGAGCUAGAUGAAGCAAUGCUUGAUGCUCUUGGCAUUCUACCCCAGCGAAAGCAACAUAAGAAACUCUUGUUGCAAGCAUUGGUUGGUGAAGGUUUAGGCGAAGAGCAACUCUUCUCAUCAGAGAGCUGCUCUACCAAAGAUGGGGCUAGCAAUGAGGUUGGUGGCUACCUGCAAAAGCUGAAGGAAGACUAUGGAGUAGUAUGUUCUUCCUCAGAGUUGGGGACAAGCUCUCGGACACAUAGAUUUCAGGUUUUGGAUGCAUUGGUGAGCCUUUUCUGCCGGCCAGGUAUUCUUGCCGAGAUACUAUGGGAUGGUGGUUGGCUUUUGCGUCAACUACUUCCUUACAGUGAGGUGGAAUUCAACAGUCAGCAUCUAAGAUUGCUUAGAGAUUCGUACACGGAUUGUUGUAAUGCUCUUGUGAGAGAGACUAGGGGUAUCUGGCCAGAUCUACUUGUAACAGUAUUGAGUGACGAAUGGAAAAAAUGCAAGAGAGCAAUUGAAGCUUCCUCUCCCAGGAAGGAGCCAAAGUGCAUUCUGUUGCCUCUCCAGAAAUCAUCUUCUGAUGAUGUUCGUAAUGAUUCCUCAGUCUCCUAUGGAGAAAAAAUGUGUGAACGAGUUAAGGUGUUUGUGCUUCUUCAUCAACUUCAAAUUUUCUGCCUCGGUAGGGCUUUGCCUGAGCAGCCUCCCAUUUAUCCUCCAGCCGAGACACCUGGAGCUUCUCGUGCUAGGACUGCUGGCAUUGCUGGUUCUCUUCCUAAACCGGGAACAGAGUUACUACUUGUUGAUACGGUGCCUUGUAGGAUCGCAUUUGAGAGGGGUAAAGAACGCCAUUUCUCCUUUCUAGCGGUAUCGGUUGGUACGUCUGGGUGGAUUCUCCUCUUGGAAGAGAUCCCUCAAAAGCAGCAGUAUGGAGUUGUCCGUGUCACAGCUCCUUUGGCGGGCUCGAGGCCAAGAAUCGACGAGAAGCACUCCAAAUGGUUACACCUGCGAAUACGUCCAUCCACUUUACCCUUCGUCGAUUCCGGCAGACCAGCUGGCCUUGGGACUCCCCGAAAGGCAAAGCCGAAAGCUUUGGUCGACGGCAGAUGGACCCUAGCAUUCCGGGACGAAGAAUCGUGCAAGUACGCUCUGUCAAUGCUUCUCGAGGAGAUUAACUUGCAAAGCAAUGAGGUCGAGAGAAGACUAAGACCAAUGCUCAACCUCGACGAGCCACCACCAACAGAGACUUCUUCCGACCCCCCUUCGGUCUCUUCUUCAUCUACUGUCACAUCAACGAGUUCAUCAUAAAGCUCCAGAAUUGGUAUCGCCAUUCUUACUGUAUAUCUUCGGUCGAUUUAAAGAAGCAGCAGAAAUACCCUGAGCACUUUAUUAGAUCAUAGAAACCCUCCAACCCCUGACUUAGAGAGCCAGCACAUUCUUUGUAUAUUAGCUCCUGUUUCGUAGCGCCUUAGUUUACAUGGUUAUUCUCUUCCACCUGUAGACGUUUUUUCCUCCUUGUGUUUCGGGUUUCUGAUCUCCCUUUUCGUAACUCUAUGUAACAUUAGUGUAUAUUCCUAUGCAGUGUAAUAGUCGAAAAUAUUUGUAUGUUGAGAAGUAUGGUAUUUCUUGCUCGUGCUAUCAGCAAACCUAUGACGGUUUAAAUGGUUCUAUUGUACUCUUUAAGUCGCUAUAAAAGCGUAACACGUAC
Linum trigynum is the source of this 4710-nucleotide messenger RNA. The record is from the annotation of a GenBank genome assembly. NCBI's taxonomy places the organism in Eukaryota, Viridiplantae, Streptophyta, Magnoliopsida, Malpighiales, Linaceae.